CUUUAUAUUGAUACGUUUCCUUAAUUGGAAUUCUUUUAGUUUGAAAGCUAAAAGCAAUUAUAAAACAAAACAAAACAAGAAACAAAAAAAAGUAGUAAACCUUUUAAAAAAAUGGAUUCAGACGACAUAUAAAUAAAAGAAUAUAGCAUAAAUAUACAAUAGAACUAAAUGUUAGCUAAUAGUAAACAAUGCAAAGAACAAAAUAUAGCAAUUUAUUAUGUGAGCAUAGUUGGACAUUGUGAUUUCAUUAAUAAUUAUAGGUGCAUGUACGUACUAUAAAAACUGUAGCAAAAAAUGGGGAGUUAUACCAGUGACAACAGUUAUUUUAUGGAUGAAUGUUCAAGUGAAAAUACUUCUCCAUUACACUAUCACACUCCCAAUCGUUCUACAACUGUAAAGUGUAGAUAUUUUAUGAAUAAUGGUUAUUGUUUUUAUGGAGAUGCUUGUCAGUUUCUUCAUAUUUCACCUACGAUGAGUAAUGGUACUACUCAUCAAAGACUAGAAGAAAUACACAAUUACAGCACUGAAGAUGAUUCUGCAUUUGUUGAUAACACUAUUACAUUGGCUUCAAAAAAAACUGUUCAAGAUAGCGAUCAAUCCAAAGUUUUUUUAUUUGAUGAUAUGAGACCAUCCAAUAAAGAAACACUAUCUGCUGAAAUGCUUCAGCAACAUUUUAGAAGAAUGCGACUAAUGCAAAAGGAUACAGACACUGAGUUACCUCCAAAAAAACAAAGCUGUUCACAAAAUCUUUCACCGCUUCAGUUUUCUGGAUACAAAUGUGAUAAAACUUCUUAUUUUAUGUCUCAACAAAUCCGAAUGGAGCUACAAAAACAAAGAUCAUUUUUGAUGGCAGAAUCAAAAGAACCAGGUCUUCCAGAAAACAUUGAAAAUUAUCAUAGCCUUUUACCUUUAGAAAACAUAAAAAAUCCUAAACAGGGUCAAAAGUUACUUGGAUAUGCAUCAUCUUGCUAUCGUGUGAUGAAUUCUAAGGAUGGUCUUCAUUACUGCAUGAGAAGAAUUCAUGGGUUUCGUCUUUUGAAUCCCAAAGCUGUCACAAGUGUAGAACAAUGGAAAAAAGUUGUUAAUUCAAAUAUUGUACAAUUAAAAGAAGCAUUUACAACAAAAGCAUUUGGUGACACAUCUCUUGUUUUUAUAUACAAUUAUUAUCCUGGAGCAGAAACUCUUAUGUCUCGUCACUUCUCUGGACCUGAGACUCGAAGUCCUACUUUAAUAGAUAUUAACUCUUGGUCUAUACAACAAAACUCAACAUCAUCUUCAUCAUCUUUAAAAAACAUAACUACCAAAAAAGCAACUCAAAAGGUAAUCCCUGAGAGGUUAAUCUGGAGCUAUGUAAUCCAACUGUCUGCAUCCAUUCGACAAAUACACAGCCAGGGCUUGUGUUGUAGAGUUAUUGACCCAUCAAAGAUUUUGCUUAUUGGGAAUUCAAGGUUGCGCUUGAACUGUUGUGGAAUUUUAGAUAUACUUACAUCAGAUGCAUCUGAUCCUACUACUCCCUCCUUAAUGUCACACUAUCAACAAGAAGAUCUGGUAUCUUUUGGUAAACUGAUUCUUGCACUUGCAUGUUAUACAGUUGAAGCUGUGCACAGGGACAAUAUGCAACUCUCACUUGAAUUUGUUGCAAGGCAUUAUUCUAAUGAUCUUAAAACACUAAUUUGGCAUUUAUUAAGUAGCCAAAUUACAUCAAAUCCUCAUAACAUUAAUGAAGUCAUGCCUGUUAUUGGAGCAAGAUUUUACAGCCAGCUUGAUUCGGCUCAAGCACGUUGUGAGCUAUUGGAAAAUGAACUUUCUAAGGAAUUAGAUAAUGGCAGAUUAUUAAGAAUACUUGCCAAGCUUGGAACAAUAUUAGAGAGAUCAGAAUUUAACAUGGAUCCGGAGUGGUCUGAAACAGGCGAUCGUUAUUUGCUGAAGCUUUUUCGUGAUUAUUUGUUUCAUCAAGUUACAGAAACUGGAAGUCCUUGGAUUGAUUUUGCGCAUAUUGUUUCUGUUUUAAACAAGUUGGAUUCAGGUUCUUCUGAGAGAAUUUGUUUGAGUUCAAGGGAUGAACAAUCUAUUUUAGUAGUUUCAUAUCAUGAUAUUAAAGCUUGUUUGGAAACAGCAUUUUCAGAACUAACUCAACCAUUGGAUGUGUCCUAACCUAAUAAGAAAUUUGUGUCGAUUCCUUCAAGCUUAUAAACUAAUAUUUAAAUGGACAUGUUUAUAAUUGUUUGUAAAUUUGUGUAUUUAUUCUUCUAUGGUGAAUAUAGAAUUUGAAAUAAGAA
Hydra vulgaris (swiftwater hydra) is the source of this 2279-nucleotide messenger RNA. Its product is annotated as PAN2-PAN3 deadenylation complex subunit pan3. Gene Ontology annotation, cellular component: P-body; PAN complex. Lineage: Eukaryota; Metazoa; Cnidaria; Hydrozoa; Anthoathecata; Hydridae. Gene Ontology annotation, biological process: mRNA processing; nuclear-transcribed mRNA poly(A) tail shortening. Gene Ontology annotation, molecular function: poly(A) binding; metal ion binding. The record is from RefSeq and is a predicted model, not a curated record.